Messenger RNA from Callithrix jacchus (white-tufted-ear marmoset), 11337 nucleotides. RefSeq names its product protocadherin related 15 (gene PCDH15). The record is from RefSeq and is a predicted model, not a curated record. Lineage: Eukaryota; Metazoa; Chordata; Mammalia; Primates; Cebidae. Gene Ontology annotation, cellular component: cell-cell junction; plasma membrane; stereocilium. Gene Ontology annotation, biological process: homophilic cell-cell adhesion; sensory perception of sound; inner ear development. Gene Ontology annotation, molecular function: calcium ion binding.
UCAGAGAUACAGUAAAUUCUCUGAGUGACCAACCUUCCCAACACACAAACGCGGCCGCGCGCGCGCGCGCGCGCACACCCACACACACAAACACACACACCCACACACACACAGUGAAAGAGACUCCUAGACCGCCGCUAGAGGGAGAGCCGCUAGGCGGUUGGGCAAAAUGGAAUAAAUACAGAUCCUGCUCUCUGGCGGAAUUUGUGUUCAUGUCACUAAAAAUACUAUUUUUAUUUGACAAAUCAUAAGAGUUAUAUAGUUAAGGGAUACAUUCUGAUGUUUUGAUAUUUGUAUACAGUGUGGAAUUAUUAAACCGAUGUCACUUUUGAAAGGUUUCAAGUGACUAAACAAGGAGACCCUACCCUUGGUUAGGUAAAACAUAUAGCCGCAACUGCCUUUCACAACCACAGGUUUCUUUGGUCUUGAGGUUCUUCAUUCUGUUACCCCUUCUUCUCUCCUUUGUACACAGCAAGUCUUAAGGUGCCCAGCACAGAACCUGAGCUCCUAGUAACUCAGACAAUAUUUAAUGAGUACAUAUAACAUACACAUAAUACCCAGACAUAUACCCUCAAAGGAAUUGUAGGAAAGGACCACAGUAAUGUGAAUUCUGUUUGUUUUUUCCAGCUCUGUUUGAUCGUAGCUUUAAUAGCUGAUAUACCAUGCAAAAAAAAUGUAAAAAUAAGUUGGAAACGUAGUUGGUCACUUUACACAGAAAAAAAAAAAAACCCACUUUCCGUUAUAUUUCUGAGUUUUAGAAUUUAAUUCUUCACUGCCAAUCUGGAAAUAGUUGCAGAAUCCUCAGAAAAUUCCACUUAUAGAAAGGUAUUACUCUAAGAAAUACAACUCUGUGCAAAGACUCUUAAAGUUACUAAUGGGCGUCUAAGUAUGCAGAUUGCCUUAGAAUACAGGGUAAUGGUCAUUGAAGAUAUUCUAAUACUUUUAUCCAUUGUGACUCUGAACUAGGAGGUAGACAGUGGGGCUUAAGGAAAGAUUAUUAUCUUGAAUGGAAUUUCAAGACGGGGAAAGUCUAAUCCCUUUCUUGUAAAAGACAUCUGGGUGGAUUUCAACUAACUUUGAGAAGCGAAUCAGAAUAAUGACUCAAACCUGAGCUGAAGAGAAAAGUGUUUUUGUUUUAAAUAAAAAGCAGGUGUUGAACUCCUUAGUAACCCAAUAUUGGGUGCGCGCGCGCAGAGUGGCCAGACCCCUCUCCACGCAGCUCUGGCUCUGUUCAGUUCGGCAAGUGCACUCACGGCAGAACUGCCACGGGUAUAACGUCUUGACGAUGGGCUCCAGGGUUUGACACUCCUCAGCGCCACCAGUUCUGUUUUCUCCCCAAGUGAGCCACUCUCUACCUCUGGAGCAGGAGAUCGUCCUAUGCGCGCUACAAUCGUGGGGCGGGGAGAUCUGGCGCUCACCCAACGAGCUCUGCUGGAGCUGACGUCCGUUCAGGCCUUUAAAUGUCUCUGUCCCUGCGCAGGAGGAAACAGACUUUGUAGCAGUCACAGUCACUUUGCCCGAAGGGAGACGCGUCUCUGCUUUUGCAGGCUGCAGUUCGGACUCCCCUGGCUCUUCUCAGCGCUGCGUUUGCCUCUAUCUUUGCCUGGAGAUCGCCGCAGCCUCUCCAGCUGGAGGCGCUUUUGGUAUUCGCACCCCGGGCGUGAACCAACAGGACUUCCCUUGCCCUGUGCUGUUUCAGUGGGUUCGAAGAUCUGAGAUUGAGAGGUGCGCUCGGUGAUCUCUCAAGGAGCAGGGAGCUUGCUCCCCGUGAUAUUAGUAGGGGGUGAUUUUUUUUUUCGAGCUGGUGAAAGCGUCCUCCUCCCCGCUCCUAAAGCUACAACUUGUUUUGGUUUCUUCUCAGUCCUGUGUAUGGUUACAACAGCAAAGUUUUUCUCCCUUACCCAUCCAAAAAUCUAUCCUUUUAAUCCACCCUCCUCCCCCUGCGCCGUCUCCGCCAAGCCUUCUCUCUGUGCGGUGAGUGGAUAGCGGGGCGCGCAGUGUGGCAGCGGCCGCGAAGAUUGGCGCUAUCAGGAGGAGCGAAAGGGAAGGAUCUGCUGCUGGGGGCUCCCUGGGUGAUCCUUUGCCAGGCGAAAGAGCUGGUGGUAACUAGUCGAGAGAGAAGCGCUUGGCAGGAGCUCUCUGCGGGACUUGAGCUCCCUGGCUGCUCGGGAUCCCUACGUCCGCGGCUGCGGAAGGACCAGACGGGAGGACGCCAGCAGUUGCUUACUGGAGCCUGGAGGAGAAUGGAAGCAUCAAUCCCUAGAAACAGUUGAAUUUGUCAGACCUAGAGAUUGACAGAGGCACACGACACCAGGGAAUUUGCAUUGUCAUGUUUCAGAAUACCAUCCCAAAGACUCGCAAAUAAGAUCGGCUUUGAACUUUGACAGAAGAUGUUUCAACAGUUUUAUCUCUGGACAUGUUUAGCUUCAGGGAUCAUCCUGGGCACUCUCUUUGAAAUCUGCUUGGGCCAGUACGAUGAUGACUGGCAAUAUGAGGAUUGCAAACUAGCUAGGGGAGGACCACCAGCUACUAUAGUUGCUAUUGAUGAGGAGAGUCGGAAUGGUACAAUUCUGGUGGACAACAUGCUGAUCAAAGGGACUGCUGGAGGACCAGACCCCACCAUAGAACUUUCUUUAAAGGACAAUGUGGAUUACUGGGUGUUGAUGGAUCCUGUUAAGCAAAUGCUCUUCCUGAACAGCACUGGCAGAGUUCUGGAUAGAGAUCCACCGAUGAACAUACACUCCAUUGUGGUGCAGGUCCAGUGCAUCAACAAAAAAGUGGGCACUAUUAUCUACCAUGAGGUGCGAAUAGUAGUGAGAGACAGGAAUGACAACUCGCCCACGUUCAAGCAUGAAAGCUACUAUGCCACAGUAAACGAGCUCACUCCAGUUGGUACCACAAUAUUCACAGGAUUUUCAGGAGACAAUGGAGCUACAGAUAUAGAUGAUGGACCAAAUGGACAGAUAGAGUAUGUUAUUCAGUAUAAUCCAGAUGAUCCGACAUCCAAUGACACCUUUGAAAUUCCCCUAAUGUUGACUGGAAAUGUAGUGUUACGGAAGAGGCUCAACUAUGAAGACAAGACUAGCUACUUUGUCAUAAUCCAAGCUAAUGACCGUGCCCAAAAUCUGAAUGAGAGGCGAACCACAACCACCACGCUCACAGUGGAUGUUCUGGAUGGAGAUGACUUGGGUCCAGUGUUUCUUCCUUGUGUCCUUGUGCCAAACACUCGUGAUUGCCGUCCACUCACUUACCAAGCUGCCAUACCUGAGUUGAGAACUCCGGAAGAACUGAACCCCAUUACUGUUACGCCACCGAUAGAAGCCAUUGAUCAGGACCGGAAUAUUCAACCGCCAUCAGAUAGGCCAGGAAUCCUCUAUUCUAUCCUUGUCGGGACUCCUGAGGAUUACCCAAGAUUUUUCCAUAUGCAUCCUAGGACAGCAGAACUUAGUCUCCUGGAGCCAGUAAACAGAGACUUUCACCAGAAAUUUGAUUUGGUUAUUAAGGCUGAACAAGACAAUGGUCAUCCUCUUCCCGCCUUUGCCAGUCUACACAUUGAAAUACUGGAUGAAAACAAUCAAAGCCCAUAUUUUACAAUGCCCAGUUAUCAAGGCUAUAUUCUGGAAUCUGCCCCAGUGGGAGCAACCAUUUCGGACAGUCCCAAUUUGACCUCUCCUUUAAGAAUAGUAGCUCUGGACAAGGACGUAGAAGAUACAAAAGACCCAGAGCUUCACCUUUUUCUGAAUGACUACACCUCAGUCUUCACUGUCACACAGACUGGUAUUACUCGCUACCUCACCUUACUUCAACCAGUGGAUAGGGAAGAACAGCAAACUUACACCUUUUCGAUAACAGCAUUUGAUGGUGUACAAGAAAGUGAGCCAGUCAUUGUCAAUAUUCAAGUGAUGGAUGCAAAUGAUAACACGCCAACCUUCCCUGAAAUAUCCUAUGAUGUGUAUGUUUAUACAGACAUGAGACCUGGAGACAGUGUCAUACAGCUCACUGCAGUCGACGCAGACGAAGGGUCAAAUGGGGAGAUCACAUAUGAAAUCCUUGUUGGGGCUCAGGGAGACUUCAUCAUCAAUAAAACAACAGGGCUUAUCACCAUCGCUCCAGGGGUGGAAAUGAUAGUCGGGCAGACUUACGCACUCACUGUCCAAGCAUCGGAUAAUGCUCCUCCUGCAGAGAGAAGGCACUCCAUCUGCACUGUGUACAUUGAAGUGCUUCCACCAAAUAAUCAAAGCCCUCCUCGCUUCCCACAGCUGAUGUAUAGCCUUGAAAUUAGUGAAGCCAUGAGGGUUGGUGCUGUUUUAUUAAAUCUACAGGCAACUGAUCGAGAAGGAGACUCAGUAACAUAUACCAUUGAGAAUGGAGAUCCUCAGAGAGUUUUUAAUCUUUCAGAAACCACGGGGAUUCUAACCUUAGGGAAAGCACUGGACAGGGAAAGCACUGAUCGCUACAUUCUGAUCAUCACAGCUUCAGAUGGCAGGCCAGAUGGGACCUCAACUGCCACAGUAAACGUGGUGGUGACGGAUGUCAAUGACAAUGCUCCAGUGUUUGAUCCUUAUCUGCCGAGAAAUUUAUCUGUGGUGGAGGAAGAAGCCAAUGCCUUUGUGGGUCAAGUAAAAGCAACAGACCCUGAUGCUGGAAUAAAUGGUCAAGUGCACUACAGUUUGGCUAACUUUAAUAAUCUUUUUCGUAUCACAUCCAAUGGGAGCAUUUACACAGCAGUGAAGCUUAACAGAGAAGUCAGGGACUACUAUGAACUUGUUGUUGUGGCAACAGAUGGAGCAGUGCACCCUCGUCAUUCAACAAUAACACUGGCCAUUAAGGUUUUGGACAUUGAUGAUAAUAGUCCUGUGUUCACCAAUUCAACAUACACUGUCCUUGUUGAAGAGAAUCUGCCGGCUGGGACCACCUUUCUUCAAAUAGAGGCCAAGGAUGUCGACCUCGGAGCAAAUGUGUCUUACCGGAUAAGAAGCCCAGAAGUGAAGCACCUUUUUGCACUACAUCCAUUUACAGGAGAAUUAUCCCUUUUAAGGAGUUUAGAUUAUGAGGCAUUUCCAGACCAGGAAGCAAGUAUCACUUUUCUGGUAGAGGCCUUUGAUAUUUAUGGAACAAUGCCACCUGGUAUUGCUACUGUCACAGUGAUUGUAAAGGAUAUGAAUGAUUAUCCUCCUGUAUUUAGUAAAAGAAUAUACAAAGGCAUGGUGGCUCCAGAUGCAGUCAAGGGUACACCUAUCACAACAGUUUAUGCCGAAGAUGCAGACCCUCCUGGAUUACCUGCAAGUCGUGUGAGGUAUAGAGUAGAUGAUGUUCAGUUUCCUUAUCCUGCCAGUAUUUUUGAUGUGGAAGAAGAUUCUGGAAGAGUAAUAACACGAGUCAAUCUUAAUGAAGAACCUACAACAAUUUUUAAGUUGGUGGUGGUUGCUUUUGAUGAUGGGGAGCCUGUGAUGUCCAGCAGUGCCACAGUGAAGAUUCUUGUCUUACAUCCUGGUGAGAUCCCACGCUUCACACAGGAGGAAUACAGACCUCCACCCGUAAGUGAACUUGCCUCCAAAGGGACUGUGGUUGGUGUUAUUUCUGCUGCUGCCGUUAAUCAAAGUAUUGUAUACUCCAUUGUUUCAGGAAAUGAAGAAGAUAAAUUUGGAAUUAAUAACAUCACAGGUGUUAUCUAUGUGAAUGGACCUCUGGAUUAUGAGACUAGGACAAGCUAUGUACUUCGAGUCCAAGCUGAUUCCCUGGAAGUGGUCCUUGCCAAUCUCCGAGUUCCUUCAAAAAGCAAUACAGCUAAAGUGUACAUUGAGAUUCAGGAUGAAAAUAAUAAUCCCCCAGUGUUUCAGAAAAAAUUCUACAUCGGAGGUGUAUCUGAAGAUGCAAGAAUGUUUACUUCUGUACUCAGAGUGAAGGCUACUGAUAAAGAUACUGGCAAUUAUAGUGUCAUGGCAUACAGACUCAUAAUACCACCAAUUAAAGAGGGAAAAGAAGGAUUUGUAGUGGAAACAUACACAGGGCUUAUCAAAACUGCGAUGCUCUUUCAUAAUAUGAGGAGAUCCUACUUCAAGUUUCAAGUUAUUGCAACUGACAACUAUGGGAAAGGACUAAGCGGCAAAGCCGAUGUACUUGUCUCUGUGGUCAAUCAGCUGGAUAUGCAAGUCAUUGUUUCCAACGUGCCUCCUACUCUAGUGGAAAAAAAGAUAGAAGAUCUUACAGAGAUCUUGGAUCGCUAUGUUCAGGAACAGAUUCCUGGUGCCAAGGUCGUAGUAGAGUCCAUUGGAGCUCGCCGGCAUGGGGAUGCCUUUUCCCUAGAAGAUUAUACCAAAUGUGACUUGACUGUCUAUGCAAUCGACCCCCAAACCAACAGAGCCAUCGAUAGAAAAGAGCUUUUCAAAUUUUUGGAUGGCAAACUGCUUGAUAUCAAUAAAGACUUUCAGCCAUAUUAUGGGGAAGGAGGACGCAUUCUGGAGAUCCGGACUCCAGAGGCAGUGACCAGCAUUAAAAAGAGAGGAGAGAGUCUAGGAUAUACAGAAGGGGCCUUGCUGGCUCUGGCCUUCAUCAUCAUCCUCUGCUGCAUUCCUGCCAUCUUGGUGGUUUUGGUCAGCUACAGACAACGUCAAGCUGAGUGCACAAAGACUGCACGAAUUCAGGCCGCAUUACCCGCGGCUAAACCAGCAGCGCCGGCCCCUGCACCAGUAGCAGCGCCCCCGCCGCCACCGCCGCCUCCGCCGGGUGCGCAUCUCUAUGAAGAACUUGGAGACAGCUCAAUGAGAGGUUAUGCAUCAGAGCAACAGCAACUGCUGAGACCCUCUCUUCUUAAACCAGAGGAAUUAUCCAUGGAAUCUGGAAUUGAUCCUGGCCAGGAAUAUGGACAAGAUUAUUACAGUUAUGAACAUGGGUAUGAAAUGCCUCAAUAUGGGAGUCGCCGUCGAUUGUUACCGCCGGCUGGACAGGAGGAAUAUGGUGAGAUGGUUGGCGAAGCUGAGGAAGAAUAUGAGGAGGAAGAGUGGGCAAGAAAAAGAAUGAUCAAGUUAGUUGUUGAUCGAGAGUAUGAAAGCAGCUCCACUGGAGAAGACAGCGCUCCUGAAUGUCAGAGAAACCGUCUUCACCAUUCCAAUAUCCACAGUAAUAUCAAUGGCAAUAUAUAUAUUGCACAGAAUGGUUCUGUGGUGAGAACCCGCCGUGCCUGUCUCACAGACAACUUAAAAGUUGCUUCCCCUGUUCGAUUGGGAAGGCACUUUAAGAAAGUAGACAAAUUGGCAGUGACACAUGAGGAGAAUGUGCCUCUGAACACAUUAUCAAAGGGGCCAUUUUCUACUGAGAAAAUGAAUGCAAGGCCAACUCUGGUUACAUUUGCCCCUUGCCCUGUGGGGACUGACAAUACAGUGGUGAAGCCAAUGGGCAACAGGCUGAAAAGCACAGUUGAACAGGAGUCCAUGAUUGACAGUAAGAACAUCAAGGAGGCUUUGGAAUUUCAUAGUGAUCACACACAGUCGGAUGAUGAAGAGCUUUGGAUGGGCCCCUGGAACAACCUUCAUAUACCAAUGACAAAACUGUGACCAAGUUUUUAAAAAGUUAUUUUAAUUUUUACUUCAGUUUUUAAUAAACUGUGCUUUUUAUUGUCACUGAGAAAACAAUGUAUGGAAUUUAUAUCAUGCACACAAGCUAAAACUUUGAACAAUAUGCUUUACAGUUUUAAAAGAGACAGAUUUGCACUCGCAUUGUUAACUGUUUUUUCCCCAGAAAAUCCUUUUGGACCUACUCUCACUAAAUAACCUAUCAUUUAAAUGUUUAGCUGUUUUGUUGGGUCUUGAAUUUUUUUCAUUUUAAUAAACCAGAAAUAAUUACUAAGUAAUCAUUUAUAUUUGAUAGAUUAACCUAGAUUAUGCUUUAUUUCAAGCUCCACAAAACCUAUUUGGUACAUGUAAUUUUAUUUUCAUAGCCAAAAGGGAAAAACAAUUAAUUAGAGGAUAUUUACAGGCAAUGAGUUUAUACAGUUGCUCUCUGUACUGCCCUAGUUUUUUAAAUGAAAGAUGGAAUUGCAAAGUAAUAGUAAAUGAGGGAAUCACCUGUAAAUUAUUUUAAAUCAUGAGAUUGUUUUCUUUAUUGUCCAGUAUAAAGGUUUUCACAUUUUACCAUAAAUACAUAUAUUUAUUGACCCUUUAGAAAACCACUUGAAGUCAUAUCUCUUUUUAUCAAUAUUAUUUACAAUAAUAUCCUCUGGUCCUUCCACCCCAUAUCAAAUAUGGUAGAUAAUUUAGUUUAAUCACUUGAGGUUAAAUUAUUGUUUGGUGCAACACAGAAGUCUCACCCUUAGCAGAAGCUUUUAGAGAAGUGAGAAAGGUUCAAAUAAGCAAUAAAACAUCUACAACAACAAUUUCAUAAUGGAAGACAUGGCAAGGUUAGGGAAGUCUCACAUUAAUGUCACUGGACUUGAAUAGUUUGUAAACUCAGCAUAUCAGAAUAAAGGAAUUUGGCAGGGUCAAAAUUUAUAUAAUAUACGAAGCCUAUAAAGGCUAUGAAUUCAUAACUUCAGAUGUUGUGUUUAAUUUCUUCCAUCUUCAGUUUAUAGAAUAUUUAACGCACAUAUUAUGUGCCUAAAGUCCAGAAACAGGAAAUCAUUGCCUGGGCAUUUUUUAAAAUCAAAGAACAUAGUCUUGAUUUUUUUUACCAUUGAACAAAGCACAGUGUUUCAUCAUAAAUAGAAAUGAAAACAGAAUAUCCUUAAAAAAAAAAAAACUUACCUUGUGUGUUGCUUAUUUUCCAGAUGUAAAAAGAAUGAAACAACAUAGAUUAAAAGAAUUCAGAAUUCUACUGAAUAUUACUUAGUAUGAUAUAGAUGUAGCUCACCUCAAAUUUUGCACAGUAUUGACGAAGUUCAGGUCUUAAUGAAAUUCCCUCAUGCAUGCUUAAUAUAAGGUUGAAGGAUUGAAUAAUGCAUCAUUAUUUAUUCCCCUCUUACAUGUUUCACAUCUUAAAAACUGUUAUUAUUAUGCUAUUUCCUCAUUUCCAAAGUGAAUUGUAUUAACAUAAACUUGCUGACUUGUAAUAGUAUGGUUUUAUUUCAGAUUUCCAAGAAAAUAUUUGAGAUCAAAUACAGUAACAUCUCAUUUAUCUUAUUUUGUUGAAAAUUAAUGCAUUCCAUACCCUUGCCAAAAAAAAAAAAGUAAAGAAAAAAACCCUAAUAGCGUUACUAGGAGAUGAUUAUUAGAAACAUAGAAUCAUGACCACACCUCCUGGCCUAUCAAACAAGAAUCCACAGUUUCAAAAGAUCCUAAGGUGGCUUAUAUGCAUAUUACAUUUUGAGAAGCAAUGAUCUAUAAUAAAGUCCAGAGCUUACUCCUUCAAGCACCAAAGCAAUGGCUUUUAGUAUAAAAUACUUUGUAUAGGAAUUAGAUUAAGCAUAGAUUUCCCUACUAAUUCAAUCAGAGGUCACCAAAUAUAAUGUAAUAUUAUCUUGAUGCCCCCAGGUCAUCUCAGUCAGCAUCCCAUGAUAGUUUCUCUAUAUACAGCUUCAUAUUGUGUUUUUGUCCUUCGAUUUCUGGCUGUGACUUUUGACUUUCUCUGUUGUGACUUUCUCACAUUUAUUUUCUUUUAGUUUACAGUUUCUAGAAUCCUAGUGGAAAAGUUUGUGGUUUUUGUUAAUGAUUGGAAAAUCAUGAAGCUUAAGAUGGGAAUUAGGUACAUGGAUUCAAGCAAAUGUUUUGUGAUACUUAGACACUUUUUUUUGGUGACCAGUAGAUUUGGAAAUCUGAUGUUGGCAGAAGUCUAGUGGCCUGAUAUAUGACAUGUCACUGUAUUUUAAACUACAAUUUUUAUGAGAAAAUAUGCAAAAUUUUACAAGCCACUUAGCAAACACAUUUCAGUAAUUUAAGCUUGAUCCUUUCAGUAAAAAUAAUCAUGAGAUCAAUCUAUUCCUUAGUUAAUGGAGAUAGUAUAAAGAGAAGCAGAAUUUAAACAGAGCAACCAAACCGUAUAUUUGUUCAGCGUAUUUUUGGGUAAAGUAGUCAAAGCAGCAACAUUAUUACUAACUAAAUAAAUCUGGACCAAUUAAAUAGUUACUUUGACAGAACUUUCACUAGCCUAUAAAUCCCUGAUUUAGGAUUAAAAAUAUGAAACCCAGAGGGAAUACUCAAGUAUAUUUAAUCUUAAAAAUACUUCAUAUAAAUAAUGUUUUAAUGUAAAUGUUUAUAACAAAAUUGGUGUUAUUUUUCCUAGAAAGGUGUAGGAAGGUUUUCCUGUUUUUCUCAAUCAGCACUAGCUUCAAUCAGGUAGAAGAAACAGCAGGUCUUGGCUAAUCAAGAUGAGAACAGAAUGAUAUAAUGACUGAUAUUGCCACCCAUUGCUUUUAGAUGGUCUUGUGGGCAUCAAGGGAAAGCAGAGGAAGAAUGAGAAAAUAUGGUCAGAGUGACAUAGGACAUUGGUGGCUCAAUGACCAUCAGAUCACAGAUGCUAAUCUCCCUUUUGACUUGUCUUUUUCAUUAAGUACAGACUCUGAGAGCUCUUAAGGAAUUGCAACUGUAGGUUGGCCAAAACCAUCUUUUUAAAACACAGAAACAAGUUUGCCUUGAAUUUUAUAUGUGAUAUUUCACUCAUGUUAUUAUACUACAUUGUUCACAGAGAUGUUAAAAUAUAUUAUUUACUUAAGUGGUUGUUCCAAAGGUGAUUCAGUAGUUAUUCUUAAAAUAUUGUUUAAAGACAUGUUUAUAUCGUAGAGCCAGAAGUAAUUGAAUAUUGACUCUCAAGGGAAGACAUUUUCUUUCUUUUAUUUCAUGAGCUUUGAUUUUUCUUUCUCUGCUUCACCUUCUGCACUUUAUAACAUAAGUGGGAUUUAUAUAUCACUUGAAUUUAAUUAGUAAAAUAGGCAGAAAGUGCUAAUAAUCUAUUCUCAGGACAGAUGCCUAUUGGUGCCUGCAAAUAACACAGCGAUAAGGCUGAGGGAUAGGUUCAAAAUAAUAUUGAGGUCUUAUACUUUUUAUUGAUAUUCCAUUUUAUUACCAAUUGGUAUGUGAAAUUUCAGUUCUAAUUUUUUUGAACUGGUUUUCAUUAGUUGACUUUGAUCUUUAUCAUAAGAAUUUUUAGUUAUAGACUGGUAUUUUUAUCGUUGCAAUUUACUUUAAAUUCAUGGUACCUUAAGCACAUGUAUGGAAGACUUGAACAUUUGUCUAUAGUUUGAAAAAUCUAUAAACACAUUCACUGCUUUCCCAAUUUCUUUAUCCAAACACCUGUUCUUCCUUAACAAGUAUUAUGUUACUGUAUGAAGAAUCUGAAUUAGAAAUUUUAAGUUAAAAUGCAUUGUUAUUCACUGCACAAUGUUUCAAAAUAAAUUUUCAUUUGAAAAGA